AUGCGGCGCCCGCGGCGGCCGGGGGCUCUCGGGGGAUCCGGAGGUCUCCGGCUGCUCCUCUGCCUCCUGCUGCUCAGCAGCCGCCCGGGGGGCUGCAGCGCCAUUAGCGCCCACGGCUGUCUGUUUGAUCGCAGACUCUGCUCUCACCUCGAAGUCUGUAUUCAGGAUGGCUUGUUUGGACAGUGCCAGGUGGGUGUGGGGCAGGCCCAGCCCAUUUUGCAAGUCACCUCCCCAGUUCUCCAGCGCUUACAAGGUGUGCUCCGACAGCUCAUGUCCCAAGGAUUGUCCUGGCAUGAUGACCUCACCCAAUAUGUGAUCUCCCAGGAGAUGGAGCGCAUCCCCAGGCUCCGGCCCCCGGAGCCCCAUCCAAGGGACAGAUCUGGUUUGGCAUCCAGGAGACCUGGUCCCACUGGGCAGCUGCUUUUCCAAGGCAUCCCCACUGGCUCUGCCCCUGCUGCCCAGCACCGGCUUCCACGACCACCAGUGGCUGGGGACGGAGCUGGGGCGGGCUCCCCCCUGUCCCCUCUGCAGGCUGAGCUACUGCCCCCUCUCUUGGAGCAUCUGCUGCUGCCCCCGCCACCUCCCCACCCUGCCCUGAGUUAUGAACCUACCUUGCUGCAGCCCUACCUGUUCCACCAGUUUGGCUCCCGUGAUGGCUCCCGGGGCUCAGAGAGCUCCCCAGGGAUGGUCAGUGUCGACCCCCUGCCCAAGGCUGAAGCUCCUGCCCUCUUCAGCAGAACUGCCUCCAAGGGCGUGUUUGGGGACCACCCUGGCCACUCCCAUAGGGACCUUCCAGGGCCCUCACCUGCUCAGCUUUUCCAGGACUCCGGGCUGCUCUACCUAGCCCAGGAGUUGCCAGUGCCCAGCAGGGCCAGGGUGCCAAGGCUGCCAGAGCAAGGGGGCGGCAGCCAGGCAGAGGACCACUCGGAGGGCUAUGAGGAGGAACGACCAGGGGGUCGCAGGGAGAAACCCGCUUCCCCAGCAGUGCAGCCAGACGCGACUCUGCAGAGACUGGCGGCUGUGCUGGCAGGUUACGGCGUGGAGCUGCGCCAGCUGACCCCCGAACAGCUCUCCACCCUCCUGACCCUGCUGCAGCUGCUGCCCAAGGGCGCAGGAAGAAAUCUGGGAGGGGCUGUAAAUGUUGGAGCUGAUAUCAAGAAAACAAUGGAGGGGCAAGCGCAAGGCAGAGACACAGCAGAGCCUCCACCCCCCACGCCCUCCCUGCCUGGACACCCCACUGCCAGCCCCACCUCCAAUGAAGUCCAGCAGGUGCUGGGCCCUGGCUCCUCUGAGCCUCCCAAAGCUGCCACCCACCCUGCCACACCUGUCCUCCUGGAGAAGAAGAGUCCACUGGGCCAGGGCCAGCCCACGGCAGCAGGACAGCCCUCGGCUCGGCCAUCCGCAGAGGAGUAUGGCUACAUCGUCACUGACCAGAAGCCCCUGAGCCUGGCUGCAGGAGUGAAGUUGCUGGAGAUCCUGGCUGAGCAUGUGCACGUGUCCUCGGGCAGCUUCAUCAACAUCAGUGUGGUGGGACCAGCCCUCACUUUCCGCAUCCGGCACAAUGAGCAGAACCUGUCUUUGGCUGAUGUGACUCAGCAAGCAGGGCUCGUGAAGUCUGAACUGGAAGCACAGACAGGGCUCCAAAUCUUGCAGACAGGAGUGGGACAGAGAGAGGAGGCAGCUGCGGUCCUUCCCCGAACAGCACACAGCACCUCUCCCAUGCGCUCAGUGCUGCUCACUCUGGUGGCCCUGGCAGGCGUGGCCGGGCUACUGGUGGCUCUGGCCGUGGCUCUGUGUGUGCGGCAGCAUGCGCGGCAGCGGGACAAGGAGCGCCUGGCAGCCCUGGGGCCUGAGGGGGCCCAUGGAGACACUACUUUUGAGUACCAGGACCUAUGCCGCCAGCACAUGGCCACAAAGUCCCUGUUCAACAGGGCAGAGGGUCCACCCGAGCCUUCGCGGGUGAGCAGUGUGUCCUCACAGUUCAGCGACGCGGCCCAGGCCAGCCCCAGCUCCCACAGCAGCACCCCAUCCUGGUGCGAGGAGCCCGCCCAGGCCAACAUGGACAUCUCCACGGGACACAUGAUUCUGGCGUACAUGGAGGACCACCUGAGGAACCGGGACCGCCUGGCCAAGGAGUGGCAGGCCCUGUGUGCCUACCAAGCAGAGCCAAACACCUGUGCCACUGCGCAGGGGGAGGGCAACGUCAAAAAGAACCGCCAUCCUGACUUCCUGCCCUAUGACCAUGCCCGGAUCAAACUGAAAGUGGAAAGCAGCCCUUCUCGGAGCGAUUACAUCAACGCCAGCCCCAUCAUUGAGCAUGACCCUCGGAUGCCAGCCUACAUAGCCACUCAGGGCCCACUGUCCCAUACCAUCGCAGACUUCUGGCAGAUGGUGUGGGAGAGUGGCUGCACCGUCAUUGUCAUGCUGACCCCACUGGUGGAGGAUGGUGUCAAGCAGUGUGACCGCUACUGGCCAGAUGAGGGUUCCUCCCUCUACCACGUAUAUGAGGUGAACCUGGUGUCGGAGCACAUCUGGUGCGAGGACUUCCUGGUGCGCAGCUUCUACCUGAAGAACGUGCAGACCCAGGAGACGCGCACGCUCACGCAGUUCCACUUCCUCAGCUGGCCGGCAGAGGGCACCCCGGCCUCCACCCGGCCCCUGCUGGACUUCCGCAGGAAGGUGAACAAGUGCUACCGGGGCCGCUCCUGCCCCAUCAUCGUGCACUGCAGCGAUGGUGCAGGGAGAACUGGCACCUAUAUCCUAAUUGACAUGGUACUCAACCGCAUGGCAAAAGGAGUGAAGGAGAUCGACAUUGCUGCCACCCUGGAGCAUGUCCGUGACCAGCGGCCUGGCCUCGUCCGCUCUAAGGACCAGUUUGAAUUUGCCCUGACAGCUGUGGCGGAGGAGGUGAAUGCCAUCCUCAAGGCCCUGCCCCAGUGA
This is a messenger RNA of Propithecus coquereli (Coquerel's sifaka), 2940 nucleotides long. It is a transcript of the gene PTPRN, whose product is annotated as protein tyrosine phosphatase, receptor type, N. Gene Ontology annotation, biological process: protein dephosphorylation. Bases 1 to 2940 code for a protein of 979 amino acids. The transcript is spliced from 23 exons. The record is from RefSeq and is a predicted model, not a curated record. Gene Ontology annotation, cellular component: secretory granule. Lineage: Eukaryota; Metazoa; Chordata; Mammalia; Primates; Indriidae. Gene Ontology annotation, molecular function: protein tyrosine phosphatase activity.